This is a messenger RNA of Myotis myotis, 2321 nucleotides long. Its product is annotated as F-box only protein 50-like. The transcript has 7 exons. Lineage: Eukaryota; Metazoa; Chordata; Mammalia; Chiroptera; Vespertilionidae. Gene Ontology annotation, cellular component: cytoplasm; SCF ubiquitin ligase complex. The record is from RefSeq and is a predicted model, not a curated record. The coding region runs from base 188 to 994 and encodes 268 amino acids. Gene Ontology annotation, biological process: SCF-dependent proteasomal ubiquitin-dependent protein catabolic process; glycoprotein catabolic process. Gene Ontology annotation, molecular function: ubiquitin protein ligase activity.
GCUUUGGCAGUCUGUGUUGCCUGCCUCACCCCAGGAAGGAGUGCUGGCACCCCAAAAACCCAGAUAGUGUUGCUGCUUCCGUCUCUGCUGCUAGCUCAGUGUCUCACCAGGGAGCCCCAGCUGGAGAGCCCCGCCCCCCCGACCCAGUUACCCCGAGCCCUGCGGAGGAGCCCAGACAGUCGCCAGGAUGGAAGAGGUGCGGGAGGGACGCGAGCUCGGCGCCCGGAUGGAUACCGAGGAGCCCGCCAGCCCCCAGAGCCCCCGGGAGCCGCCCUCGCCACCGUCGCCACCUCCACUGCAGUCGCCGCCGUCGCCCGCUACCCCCGAGAGCCCCGGUGUGUCCCCGGCAGAGGAGCCGUCGGAGGCCCACGCGCGGCAGUUGCUGCUGCAGGAGUGGGGGCCGCCGGGCGCGAACCUGGAGCUGCCGCCGGGCCUCACCUGGAAGCUGCUCUUCCUGCGGCGGCCGCUCUACCGCAACCUGCUGCGCUCGCCCAACCCCGAAGGCAUCAACAUUUAUGAGCCAGCGCCCCCUACUGGCCCCACUCGGCAGCCCCUGGAGACGCUGGGUAACUUCCGUGGGUGGUACAUUAGGACAGAGCAGCUCCAGCACAGCUGCAGCUGGACGGUGAAGCAUCAGUGUGUGGAUCUGCUGGCCGAGGGCCUGUGGGAGGAGCUUCUUGAUGAUGAGCAGCCAGACAUUACUGUCAUGGACUGGUUUGAGGACAGCCGGCUGGAUGUGUGUGUCUAUGAGUUGCACGUCUGGCUGCUGGCAGCUGACCGUCACACCAUCAUUGCUCAGCACCAUGUGGCCCCCCGGACCUCUGGGAGGGGCCCUCCUGGCCGCUGGGUCCAGGUGUCCCACGUAUUCCGCCAGUAUGGCCCUGGUGUGCGUUUUGUCCACUUCCUGCACAAGACAAAGAACCGCAUGGAGGCUGGUGGGCUGCGGCGAACAAGGGUGACUGACUCCUCCGUGUCUGUGCAGUUCAGGGAGUGACUGGCUGUUUUGACCCCUUGUCUCAUCCUGAGUGUCUGACUUCAUCGCCCUCCCGUCCCCCCCCCCCCCCCCCGCCCCCAGAACUUCUGAAUCUUUGGCAUUUCCCCUGCACUCUCGGGGCUCCAGGAGGGCAGGGACCAUGUCUUCCCGAGGCAGUGCUCCACAGAUAGUAGGUGCUCAAUAAACCCUUGUUGACUAAACCAGGAAACACCUGUGCCCAAGGAUUCUGAGUAUUUUGCCAUCUUUGCUCCAUAGAACUUCGCUGAGCUCCCAGCCCACACACACACCCUCUGCUCUGUGAUCCUCCAGCACCUCACACCUCCUCCACCUCCGACGCCUCCCUUGACCUCUGAUCUGUUCACAUACGCCCACCUUAUGGUCUCUUAGCAUCUCCACCUACCUCUUUCCCCCACAUUUCUUAGCUCUCAGAAUCCCCCCGAAUUCUCCUCCUCCAUCUAACCCCAAGUUUUUCUUCCCCAUGAGCUGUCCCCAUAUCUUUCCUUCCCCAACACCCACAAUUCUCUUCUUUACCUUCUCCUAAGAGCCCCCAAACCCAGGUAUCCAUCAAGGGCCCCAUCCCUGGGGGUGGGGGUGAGAAUAGGUUGCAAAGUCACAUUUGCAGCAAUAUGCAAAUUUGCACUAAAGUGUCUUCCAUGUGUAGGGGAGGGGAGGGUUGAAGGAUUGAACUACCCAUAAGUCCUAGGCUCUGGCCUGAUCUCACAACAGACCCUGGCCUGGCCUGAGCUGGUCCUUGAAGGCCUCCUGUUGUCUCAUGCAUGAAUCCUGAGACUGGAGGUCCCUGGCAGGCCAGAGCAGCUGGGAUCUCUCAGGGAAGGGCUGUGCACCAAAAGGUCUGGGAAGCAUGUCAAUGUCUAAUUAUCAGCAGCGGUGCCAUUGCAUGCCACACAUGCUUCCUGUGGGCGUGUGUCUUUGUGCACACCUAAAUCCAUGUCAGAAUCUAUGGGUGCACCCCCAAUCACAGCACUGCCCCAGGUAGGGCUGAUCCUGGCAUGACCACCCUGCUGUCUCCCCAUCCUGGGUGGUCUUGGGUCCCAAGCACAAGCAGAUGGCAGACAGGGGCAACUUCAUAAGGACUGUAUUGCAGGGAAAGCAGGGUGGGAAGGGGGCAGGGAGAAAGCUCUCUUGUUUGGGACUUGGGGUCCUCAGCUGGCCCCAGGGACAAGGCUGGGUGAGGGGCUCCUCCUUCUGUAGGGGCUGGAGAUGAGGGGCCUCUGAGGUAUCAGUAGCACCUGCAACAGAAUAAAAACUUAUCACCAGGAAGUGCCAGGGGCUCAAAGAUCUAUGGCUUGGGGAGCUCUAGAACCUG